AGCUCUUCCCACAAGCGUCCUUUCCAGAGCUGUCUGAUGCCUUUCAGAAGCAGCCACAUUCCGUCAGAGCAUCUUGAGGACAGCCAGCUGCUGUAGUUCCCACCCCUCCUCCUUCCCUACCGCCCCUCAGAGCCGGCCUGAAGGCGCCCCACAAGAUGGCGCCUCACCGCUUUAUGGCGCGCCCGGAGUAAAGAUGGCGGCGGCACCUUCUCCUGCUUCCGUGGUGCCGGCGGCUGUCCCGCCAUCAGUAACGAUGGCGACUUCCUGCGCGGUGUGGCUGGAGGAUCAGGUGGACCGGGUGCCCUGUCCCUACGACGCCCAUCACCGUGUGCCUCGGGCGUCGUUGGAGAGGCAUGCGGCGUCCUGCCGCCUCCGCAAGAUGGGCUAUUCCGCCGAGGAGCAGGCCGAGAUGUAUGACUCCCGCUUCUUCUAUGAGAACCUGAAGGUGCCCACCGUUGCAAUGGAUAAAGAUCUACAGUUUCACAUAGUUCAGCAAGCUAGAGCUCAGAGUGCCAAAGAAGGCAUAGGCUACACUGAAGGAUCUUAUUCAUCACUGCCUGUAGAAGUUCCUCAAAAUCACAAACGUUUCACCUGUGACCUGACUCAAGCUGACCGACUUGCUCUUUAUGACUAUGUUGUUGAGGAAACAAAGAAACAGAGGUCUAGGUCACAAAUCACAGAAAAUGACAGUGACCUCUUUGUGGAUUUAGCAGCCAAGAUUACUCAAGAUGACAGUCAGAAAGGUCCAAAGUCCCAUCUUGAGAUUCUGGCUGAAAUGCGAGACUACAAAAGGCGCCGGCAGUCAUACAGGGCUAAGAACGUUCAUAUAACGAAGAAGUCUUACACUGAGGUGAUUCGGGAUGUGAUUGGUGUACAUAUGGAGGAACUCAGCAACCACUGGCAGGAAGAGAAUAGGUUGGAUAAUGCAGAGAUGUGUGAAGGGGGAAAGUCAAAAUCUUCAGGAAGAAAGGAAGACAGGCGGUCAGCUUCGGUGGACUCGAGGCAGUCUGGAGGAAGCUCAAAGGACACUGAACGCACCAGACAUAGGAGAGAGAGCAGCAGGAGUCCAAGUAAAAGAAAAAGGAGUCGUGACAGAGGGAAAGACAGAGAUUCUCGGAGGAAAAGAGAAAGGGACGAAGACAAGUAUCACAGCCAUAAAAGAAGAAAGUAGAAACAAGAACAUAAUGAGUUUUUGUUCAAAGAAUUACUUGCACAGGAUGUACUGUUGUUACUGCUGUUAUAACAGAGACUGUAAUGCUGUGAACAUAAUGCUGGUGUUGCCUUACAGCUGUGUUCAGAGAGAAAAUCAGAUAAUGUUCAGGGGUUGGCAGGAUGGAAGCAGUGUAUGUCCUAAAAUGUACAAAUGUAUAAGACUUAUGUAUCUAUUAAUAAAUUAUAGUAAUUUCUUA
Molecule: messenger RNA, 1409 nt
Organism: Lagopus leucura (white-tailed ptarmigan)
Lineage: Eukaryota; Metazoa; Chordata; Aves; Galliformes; Phasianidae
Gene: SNRNP48
Product: small nuclear ribonucleoprotein U11/U12 subunit 48
Exons: 9
Coding region: 194-1171 (325 amino acids)
Cellular component (GO): U12-type spliceosomal complex; cytosol; nucleoplasm
Source: RefSeq, a predicted model, not a curated record